GCAGCAACAUGCUGAACAGUACAACUAGCGUUUAAGUAUUACAAUUGGCUAAAUACAAUAAACAAAGGGGUUUGAAUUGACUUGUUAUGAUAUUGCAUGCCAGAACAAACACAACGUUGGGAAUAUUUUCCUAAACUGUGUUACCCACUCCAGUCAGCAAAUGGCGAUAUGCGUCUUUCAGGUGGCGCUUCUUGCGUGACGUAUUAACUAGUGGACGGAACUGCAACAACAAAACAGCUGAUUCAACCACCUCGGUAACUUGCUUGCUAACAUAAAACCGAAACAUUGAAGCUCUGUAGAUCAUUGGGUUUGUAUUAACUUCAGUGUUUUUAACAUACUGUCUGCGUCUUUACUAGUUACUCCAUUUAAUAUUUACGUUGUUAGUCAACUAGCUGACUGGUUAAAGUAGCCGAGCACUAGGCUAGUCGCUAAAGCUAACUAGCUAGUUAACAUCCCCGACCAUGAGUUCAUUAAGCUACUCCCCUCCUGCUAAAGAAGAAGAGGUCUGUUGGACGGAGAAAGUUAUUGUGAAAGAGGAGAAGGAAGAGGAGGCUGUUACAGUUAAAAAGGAAGUAGAGGGUGAAGCUGUUACAGUGAAAGAAGAAGAAGAAGCUUUCGGAGUGAAAGAGGAGGAAGAUAAACAAGAGAAUGUCGUUUUUGUUGAGGAGGAGAAUAUGACUGUAUUAGUAAAAGAAACGGAACAAGUUUUUGGAGUGAAGGAGGAGGGGGAGAUUACUGUCACAUUGGAGGAGGAGGAAGAAGAAGAAGAGAAUAAUGGAGAUCUGAUUAACACCAGAGAGAGACAAGACUCAGAGGAACCAGAGCCAGAGACGUCCAAACCAGCAAGACGACACCAGUGCUCCCAGUGUGAAAAGAGUUUUACCAAGUUAGGGAGCUUGAAAAUACAUAAUAGAAUACACACAGGAGAGAAGCCCUACCAAUGCUCCCAGUGUGGAAAGCAGUUUACCCAGUUAGGGACCCUAAAAUUGCAUAAUAGAAUACACACAGGAGAGAAGCCUUACCAAUGCUCCCAGUGUGGAAAGAGAUGUUCACAGUUAAGUUCUCUGAAAUCACACGAGAGAAUGCACACAGGAGACAAGCCUCACAAAUGCUCUCAAUGUGGCAAUACUUUUAAGCGGUUAAGUAACCUGAAAGAUCAUGAAAGAUUACACACAGGAGAAAAGCCUUACCAAUGUUUCCAUUGUGAAGAGAGUUUUGGCUGGUCGAGGCAACUGAAAGCGCAUGAGAGAACACACACUGGAGAGAAGCCUUAUCACCACUGCUCCCAGUGUGGAAAGAGUUUUAUCCAGUUAUGGAACCUGAAAGCACACGAGAGAAUGCACACAGGAGACAAGCCUCACAAAUGCGCUCAAUGUGGAAAAACGUUUAACCGGUUAUAUAACCUGAAAGUACAUAAGAGAAUACACACAGGGGAAAAGCCUUAUCACUGCUCCCACUGUGGUAAGAGUUUUAUCCUAUCAAGGGCCCUGGCAACGCAUAAGAGGACACACACAGGAGAAAAGCCUUACCAUUGCUCCCAAUGUGGAAAGAAUUUCACUGACUCAAGUAACUGGAAAAAACAUGAGCUAACACACUCUGUAAAGAAGCGUUUCCAGGGUUCUCGUUGUGAAAGGAGGUUUAAGAAGUUAGGGAAACUGAAGCAGCAUGAGAAAAUACACACUAGAGAGAAGCCUUUUAGAACUGCUCCCACUGUGGAAUGACAUGUACCUGGUUAAGGCAACUGAAAUGACAUGAAAGAAUCCACACGGGAGAGAAACCUUACCAAUGCUGCUCCCACUGUGGAGAGUGAGAUUUCACACAAACUUACAGUUCAUGAGUUAACACACUGCUCCCACAUUUGUCUAAUUUUGGACUGAAAGUUGGUGCUUUUGUGGUUUUGUUUAUGUCCUUAUUGACAAAUGAAAUCAGAUUGGAGAAAUACAUUUGAAUGUUUUUUUAAUUUCCUGUUUUAGGGGGUUGGAUACAGGAUAUGAACCUGGUUUAGGGGUUGGAUACAGGAUAUGAACCUGGUUUAGGGGUUGGAUACAGGAUAUGAACCUGGUUUAGGGGUUGGAUACAGGAUAUGAACCUGGUUUAGGGGUUGGAUACAGGAUAUGAACCUGGUUUAGGGGUUGGAUACAGGAUAUGAACCUGGUUUAGGGGUUGGAUACAGGAUAUGAACCUGGUUUAGGGGUUGGAUACAGGAUAUGAACCUGGUUUAGGGGUUGGAUACAGGAUAUGAACCUGGUUUAGGGGUUGGAUACAGGAUAUGAACCUGGUUUAGGGGUUGGAUACAGGAUAUGAACCUGGUUUAGGGGUUGGAUACAGGAUAUGAACCUGGUUUAGGGGUUGGAUACAGGAUAUGAACCUGGUUUAGGGGUUGGAUACAGGAUAUGAACCUGGUUUAGGGGUUGGAUACAGGAUAUAAACAUGGUUUAGGGGUUGGAUACAGGAUAUGAACCUGGUUUAG
Molecule: messenger RNA, 2470 nt
Organism: Oncorhynchus keta (chum salmon)
Lineage: Eukaryota; Metazoa; Chordata; Actinopteri; Salmoniformes; Salmonidae
Product: zinc finger protein OZF-like
Exons: 2
Coding region: 462-1721 (419 amino acids)
Cellular component (GO): nucleus
Source: RefSeq, a predicted model, not a curated record